Molecule: messenger RNA, 180 nt
Organism: Colletotrichum truncatum
Lineage: Eukaryota; Fungi; Ascomycota; Sordariomycetes; Glomerellales; Glomerellaceae
Source: RefSeq, a predicted model, not a curated record
AUGGGGAUAAUCCAGUCUCUUGUUGUGAAGGUUGGAGCCGCAUACGCCAUGAAAGUAACGCUGACGACAAUGCCAAAGUUGGUUCCAGCACCUUUCAUCGCCCACAGCAGAUCUUUUUCGUUCUCGGGUCGCACGGCACCUGCUGGUUGGUGUUGGCGUGCGUCGCACGUGAGCCCGUGA